Molecule: messenger RNA, 3150 nt
Organism: Drosophila grimshawi
Lineage: Eukaryota; Metazoa; Arthropoda; Insecta; Diptera; Drosophilidae
Gene: RAF2
Product: mediator of DNA damage checkpoint protein 1
Exons: 7
Coding region: 228-3113 (961 amino acids)
Source: RefSeq, a predicted model, not a curated record
UAAAAAUAUUAAUAUAAUUGCAAUUUUAUUGGUGCGCUGCAAGAAAAGAAUAAGCAACCAAUUUGCAUACUGUGCGGCAAAUAGGCACAAGGCAGAAAUUUGCUAGCUGAGAGGAAGAAGGGAAACAAUUUCUGCCGGCAGACGCUUUUUUUGCAACGAGAGAAAGAAGAAAAAAAACGCGAAACGUGAGCAGCUUUUUGGUGUGUUGUGUUCCGAUUUUAUGAGCCAUGUCGAAUGUGGAAAUCUACGAUACGUCCAACUCGGAACUGAGCAGCGAUGAAUACAGCCACGACGAGGACGACGAUGCUUUAAUGGAUGUCGCUGUCAGCAAACAAACCCCACCAAAGUCCACAGAAACAUCGCCGGCCAAAACAGAUAACAGCGCUGCAACAACACCCAGAAAAUUAUCGGCUGACUUGGAUGCAGUUGUUGCCGCCGCCGCCGGCUCAACUAAGACUCGGGCGCCAGCCUCUGGGUCAGCAACGCAGCGUCAGAUUAAGCAAAUGCAACGCAACAACGAAGCAAAUUAUUAUUUUAAGCAGCGCAGCCUGAAGUGGUUGCAACGUUUGGCCAAAAAACGUGACUAUUCGCGUCAGUUGAAGCUCUCGUUACCCAUUCGAGAGGCGCAAGCGAGGCGCCGCCGGGCCAAAAGAAUUGUGAACAUGGAGCAGCUGGCGCUGCAGAUGGCGCUGCAACGUAAACGCAGCGAACGCACCCCAAGUCCUAGUCGCAGUCGCAGUCGCAGCGACAGCCCCAGUGGCUCAGAAGUGGUCUGUCUGGACGACACCGAGAACGAGGAUUCGCCCGAGAAACUAAACGAGACGCCGGCACUCAACUAUGCCCCAAGUGUUGGACUACAACUGGAGUUGGCAACGGAAACGGAUGCAACGCUAGCUAACAAUGGCAAUGUGCUGGAUGAAUUCUUGACAAUGAAACCGGCUUUGGCAGCUGAGCCGAUUAGCGAACAGGUCGUAGCCGUUGCCGCUGGUGAGUUGAAGAAGGAGCUGGAACUGCCACAGCAGGAGUUGCCCAUGCAGCUAAUUGUGGAACCAGCAGCAGCAACUAGCUUGCCCAUGCCUGUGGAGGCGGAGGCAACAAUCAAACGCCGUCGCUCGAUUACGCCGCCUCCUCCAGUGGCAGCAGUAGCAGCAGCAGCAGCAGCUGAGGCAAAUGUGGAGAAGCGCAUUAAACCCAUGCUCGCUGCUCCUGAAUUCCUGGAUGAUGACAUCAUUGAGUUCUUGCCGGUGCAGCCAAUGACAACGAUGCCGACGACGCCACUGUCCAAAGCAGCAACAGCACCAUCAGCAGCUGUUGCCACUUUCAGACCCAACAUUGAGCCGGGCUUCAAACUGGGCUCGCCCUACACACUGACUCCAUCGUCUGCUGGCGGCAUCGACUUAUACACACAGAAGAAGCUGAUGUGUCAACAGCGGCAGCAGCCGGAGAAUUUGACUGCCAGCAAUUCAUAUAACUUGGAGACGCCGCCGGUCGUUGAACCCAUGGAGAUAGUCUAUCCAAGUGAAAAGACGCUGCCCAUAAAGACAACUUCAAGCCAACAGCCAGUUGUGAUUCAACAGGUGACAGUUAAUGAGGCGCCCAUUUUUGCCACGCCCUACAACCUGCAACAACAGCAGCAGCAGCACUUGCAACUACAACAACAUCAGCAGUUGCAACAGCAACCACAACAACAACUGCAACCCACAGCUCAGCUGCUGCAGCCACGUCCACCCAAGCCACGCUCCGAAUCCGCCAACAGACAGACGCAGACACAAACGCCAGCAGCUCCUCCUCCAGCAGCUUCUCCGGCUCCUCCAGCUGCCCCAGCAGUGCCUGCAACAAAUGCACGCAACAAACCGAACUCAGUUGAACUGAAUAAUAGCAACAACAAUAGCGAUGCAAUCUUCCAUCAGCGUGUCAAGGAGCUGUACACAGAACUCGAUGACAUUAUGAAUGAUAAGGUGCGCAGCGUUAAGCCGGAACUCAAAUCCUUCGAUGAGGAGAGGAUGCGCAUUGAGGCGGACAUCGAGACGCUGGACAAUUUGAUUGCCCAGAAGGAGACGGAGUAUAAUCGACUGCUGCACUUGCGCUGCAUCAAGGAGGAGUUGCGCGUCCGCAUCCAGCGCAAGGAGCGCAUUGUCAUCAUGAAGGAGAUUCUGCCAACGAUCCUUAACAGAAAUUGCAGCACAUCGGAGCUGUAUGAACUGAAUUCGCUGCUGCUCAGCGAACAUAAUGCACCGAUGCCUUCCUCCUCGACGCGCUUCGGACUGAAUGCGAUGAGUCAACUCAUCGAUCGGGUGGAAAAUAGUCUCGAUGAUAUUAAAAUGUUGCGCGGCGUCCUGGGCAUGCCGGAGAAGCCUGCCGCUCGAGUGGACAUGUCCAUGCCGCCGCCUCCUACUCAGCAUUAUGGGGCACCAUCGUCGCACCACAGACGCAACUCGGUGCCGGCAAUGCGUCCGCCCCAACCCCCUGUGGCAAUCGAUACUUCAGCUGUCUAUGGACACAAUGAAUAUCAACAUGGUGACGCUGAGGAGUCAAUGUACUCGGCCAGGCGCCAUAAACUACAGCCGCCACAGUCACGUUUUCAGCAGCUAAUCAAUGAGUCCAAGCAGCUGAUAAAUUCUACACCGGAUCUCAGUGCAGCAUCCACAUACCGCAAUCGACAGCAGCAGCAGCAACAGCAGCAGUCGUCACAUCAUCAUCAUCAGCCUCAUCAUUCGCAUCCAAUGGAUGCGCAUCGCAGUCAUCCCAACUCGCUGGACAACCAUUUCGAUAAUGAUGUCCCAGUCAAACCGUUAUACAACAGCAGCCCGCUGGGCAAGCAGCACAGUCAGCGCCAAGUCAAUGAUAUACAUCCGCAUUAUAAUGACACACAUUCCAUAUAUCGUACGGAGGAUCGCAGCAGGAACAACAACAACAAUAAUAAUUCAAUUAAUAAUAGAAGCAAACGCUUUGCAAAUGGACCAGAAGAUCAGCUGAUGGAGCGCAGCUGUCAGCAUUGUGAGAGGCGCAAGGCGACCAUUCUAUGUGGCAGCUGUAAGAAUCAAUGGUACUGCAGUCGAGAGUGUCAGAUACGCGCCUGGGAUGCUGAACAUUGCGAGACGUGCACCAACUAGGAUAUAUAUAUAUAUAUAUAUAUAUAUAUACUCGCUG